AUGGUUGCCAAAAUUGGUGUUUUCCCAGCCGCUGGUGGUCUCGGAGGAAGCACAGUGAACCACUUGUCCAAGCAAGUUCCCGCAUCGCAGCUGGUCUUGAUUGCAAGGAAACCAGAGAAGCUGGCAAAUUUUGAGCGAGAUGGAGCUACCGUCCGCCAAGCUGAUUAUGAUCAGCCAUCAUCGUUGGAGACAGCAUUUGAUGGCGUCGACGUUCUCAUGUUGAUCUCGUAUGCGUCUUUUGAACUCGAGCAUCGCGUGAAGUCACAUCGUCUAGCUAUUGAUGCAGCUUUGAAGAGCGGUGUGAAAUACAUCUUCUACUCCUCUCUCGGCUUCGGCAGCGGUCUAAGCGACAAAAGCGUUGCCCAUGUUAUGGGCGCCCAUUUGGAGACAGAAAAAUAUCUCUCGUCGCUCAAAGACAAAGUUUCUUACACUUCUAUCCGUGAAGGGCUUUAUUCCGAGUCGUUCCCGAUUUACACUUCAUAUUUCGAUCCCCAGAACCCAGUGAAUGAAAUCACGAUUCCCCACUCUGGCGACGGGCCAGGCGUGACGUGGGUGAAGCGCGAUGAGUUAGGCGAAGCAACCGCGAACUUGAUUGUGUCUUACGUCAACAACCCAACCAAUUUCAAGUAUCAUAACGAGAUUGUUCUGCUAUCCGGACCACGGGAGAUCUCACUUGCAGAGACGGUGGAGAUCAUCGGGCGGGUGCUCGGCAAGCCGCUCAGCAUCCGCGAAAUUUCGGUAGCUGAGUAUGCUAAGCUCCCUCAAAUCGGGAACAACAAUACAUACCACGGAGUCGAGCUUUCAAAGGAAUGGGCAACUGCCUGGCAGGCAAUCAAAAAUGGUGAAACUGCUGUUGUGUCGCCGGCCCUUGGAGAGAUUCUUGGCCGUGAGCCAGAGAGCUAUGAGCAGACUAUCAAGGAGUUGCUUGCUUGA
Molecule: messenger RNA, 933 nt
Organism: Penicillium brevicompactum
Lineage: Eukaryota; Fungi; Ascomycota; Eurotiomycetes; Eurotiales; Aspergillaceae
Exons: 2
Coding region: 1-933 (310 amino acids)
Source: RefSeq, a predicted model, not a curated record